CUCUACGUCCGUGCAUAUUUCUCGUUCAAAGUUGUGGCGCCCGUUCCACUUCCAGCUGAUCUAUUUUUUAAUUUGUGAACCUGGGAAAAGUGAGGAUGCUUCAUUCCUGGAAAGGUGAUAUGAUUUAUCCACUGUUGACUGUUCUGAUCUAUUAACAAUUGUGAAGAACUAGGUUCAUCAUGAAUGAUCUUCAGAACUACGGGAGUGGUCUAGGACCUGGUGCUGGGGACGCUAACUACUCCUCCAGAUUGGGUGGUCUUCGAUCUGGUCAGGGCAUUCUCCCAUCCAAACUCUAUCCUGGAACAUUUCCCAUGAGAGCGUACCAAGAUUCCAGAGACACAGCGUCAUCAGUUGACUCUCUCCUAGCGGGUCCUUUCUCGCAUCCGUCUUACAAUGACAUCACAGACGACGACAGUUUGAAUGAUAUGCCAGUUACGCAAUCAACCAGAGCGCACCUUUUGCCAAACCCAGUAGAACAACUUAGUACGAAGACACGUGGUGUGCAACUACCAGUCAAGCACACCAAUGAAAUUGGGACUCAGAUUGGUAUACUCUUACCUAAAUACCACGUCCAUCCACAGUCAAAGUGCAUUAUGUGUCGUGACUGUGGAAUAUUUUUCUCCCAUGGUUCAUUUCUCAGGCACCUCCAUGACGAUAUAGGUCGCCGUACAGAUUGCCAGUCAUCAAUGCUUGAACUUGGGGUAGAAAACCCUGGUGUCCAACAAAUGAAGCUGUGGGAUGACUUCCUGGCGAAGCUGAAAGGAGAGGAAGGAUCACAUGCACGUCCACGUACAUCAUCAUACGACCUCAAUGGCGUAACAAGUAAUGUAUCUCUUGAGGGGAACCACUAUCGUUCAUCUUCUGAUUCCUUUUCCUCGACACAACCCAUUCAACCUCGAAGGCCUGCAAUGCAUUAUAGCCCUCGGACCAGCAUGCGUGGGGUUCAGCGUAGUCUGCCUGCCACCAAGGGAUCCCAACUUGUUGUAGGUCCUUCAGGGAACAGCCCCCCAAAUAGUUCAUCAGAAGCGAGCUCGAUUUCAGACCUCAACAAAAACAUUCAGAACACCGUGGAAGCAUCGGAACGUCUCCUCAGGGAGACCUCACAGUAUCUUGCCUCAACAGAGAAGUCGCGCCAUAGAAGGAACCGAUCCAUCACAAUGGACCUUCACUCAAAGUCUGUACCUCCGGAGGGAAAAUCCCAAGCCUCUCGAUCCCUUUUCACCUCGCAGAAUUCGCACGUAGCACCUCACCAGCAAAAUCACCAUAGAGAACAUUCUUCUAAGGUCAGUCUCUCUCCGUCAGGAACCCAGAAUGAGAAUGGCAAUACUGACGGGAGCCGAACGGCUCGAUUUCCUCAAGACAGCCGGAUCUUUGCUGGAGGUGAUCUGCCUUCCAGCACAUCAAACCCAGAUACUCGUUCAACAUCGCAAGGCAAUCCAAGCUCUGUAAAUGCAAUGAGGGUUGCUUCAUCAGUAUUGCCCCAAGGUGAGGCAGGAUCAAGAUUCAGGUUCCCUGUACUCAAUGGUGAUUUGCUUGAAGAACAGAACCAGCAAAAUAACACAAAAGAUAAACAAGAUCCUCUUUUCAUCUUGCAAACUGCCCAAGAACUUCUCACGCUGGCCUCUCAUCGGAUCCAGGUCUUGAAAGAUGAGGCGACUGGAGGGAAUGGAGUCCCAAAGUCUCCAGGAAGAGACGAUGAAUUCCUAAAGCUCUACCAUGAGGAACGAUCAAAGCGAAGGAAGUUUGAGGCUCAGAUACAGCAAUUACAGGAGUCUCUGCAAGAAGAACAGAAACAACGCAAAGAAUUAGAAAUACAACUAAGAGCAUUGAAACUACAAAGAUAGCAAGAUCCUCAACUUACAUGUAUUUCCGGGACACCCCAAUGCUCUUCCGGUUUGGGGUGGUAAGGUGAUGAGAGAUGCGGUUACCGAGGUGCCGGGAUGCGGAAAUUUUCAAUUUACUUCAGGAUGACUGCUUUGAAUACAUUCUGGACCCAUGAUUACCUUGAUGUUGAAGUUGGGGUCAGAAGUCCAGGAUCAGCAUUUUCAAUGUCAUUGUAAGGUCAUGUGUUGUAUAAUGUUAAUUAAUGAAAUUAUCUUAAAGGUAAAUGCCAGUUGUGUUUCAUAACGAUCUCAUAACGAGUUCUAACAAAAUCCAAUAAAAUGCUCACCUAUUUGUUUGUUUGUAUAAAUUAAAAAGCAAUAUGUGCGGAUGGCUGUGGAAGAAAUUAUGUGAUUUCUGAGAAAAUAGCACAUUGAGCACAGAAUUCCAUCAAAUGUCAGGUAGUUUUCCAAGCAAUAUUAAUUCACUGUCCCACAAAUGCUUUUCUGUGUUAGGGAUCAUCAGAAUUAUCGGUUUUCAGCUAAGUUUUCACGAUUUCGCACAGAUACCGGUAAUUUAUGCUUAUGUUUAAGUGUAUGUUUGAUGUUCCAGAUCUAGAUCGAUAAUAGGGUGAUAAUUAACCUUGAUUUCAAAGACUUUCUCAUGAAAUAUGUUUUUGCUCUAACUAGAUUCUGUUUUACUGAUUAUUGUCAUCCAUGGAGCCCAUGAACUCUUACUUACGUCUGCAUGGUUUUAUUUUUAUUUUAACAUUGAAGAGUUGUUUGAUACAUGUUUAUUUUCAACAUUUUAAUCACCUUGUUUUUUCCAAUGAGAUAUUAUCAGUAUUCAGUAAUCUUAUAUUUUAACUACAUGUAAUAUAAUGCAGUGCAGUGCAACUCUAUCAUUAUUAUAAUUAUUAUAUAAGUAGUUUAUUUAUUGUGUGAGAACUUAUUCUGUCUGUUAUUAAUCAUAUUUUCUGUAAGAUUAUCCCACCUCGAAGGGGAAAAAGAAAUAAAGUUGGUAUGGAUAAAAGCUGUAGAAUUGGGGAAACCUAUAAAUCAAUUUAAUUAGAGUUUUUUUUUCAUUCUCUUGAAUUUGUUUGAGCUGCUCCCAAUAUCCAUAUACUGAGUGAAUGGUUUAUAAUGCAUCAUUAGAUCUCAUUUUCAUAGAAGAGCGAAGAUGUGUGUGUUGAAAAUGUAUUUUUUACUCAGGGAAAAAUCAUAAUAGCGCAUUUCUGGUAUUCGUACUUGUGCAUAACGUCCAUGUACAAUGUAAUGCAUGUAGGCCUGUGAAAGAAUCCACCUUGCAAGUGAAAGGCAUCAAAGUUAUAUUACCAAUGAAAUCUUUGAUUUUUAAACUUUUUUUUGUUAUUCAUAUUUAUGAAAUGAAUGUUUCCUCUUUCAUUUUCUGUUUUUAUAAAAAAAAUAUUUAAACCUAGGACGAACUGUUCCUUUGAUACAUGGAUAAACACAUUUUAUAAGUCUCUUGUUCCGAUUUUGCUUCGAGAGAAUUUUCUCAAAUUAGUAUGCCGCAUACUUGCCUAAAAAGACAACAAUAUUUGCGUCCGUAUUGGGAAUGAACUGCGUAUUGUAUUUCAUUGCAAGAAGGGCAUAGUACUAGCAUUAAUGGGUUGCAGUGAAGAAGCAGAAAUCUAUUAAACACACUUAGAAGUAGCUACAUAUUGGGUCAAUACAGUAUUGUAUUGUGGGUAAUCAGUGGGAAAAAAGAAAAUAUAUCUAAUCAACACAAAUUUGACAAGCCCCCCAAAGGGUCUUCAACAUUUUUGUAGGGGGGUGGGUUGGGUAUCAAAAUAUUUAAGGGGGGGUUGAACACUUGUAACCACCCCCCCCCCCCAUGCAUACGCCACUGAUUCAACAUCAGUAAUCUGCAGCCUCUGUAUUCGACUUUUAAAUGAUAAUAAAUGAUGUAUGUACUAAUCCAGGGGGAAUAUGUGUUCAGCAUAUAAGUAUUGGUUGAAAAUUUAAUAAGUAUACUCAAUUGGCUUACCAUAUGAACAGUGACUAAAUUAUAUCGCAAACAAAACCAAAACAUGGUAUAUUUACACAUAGGCAGUUGUGUAGAAAAGAUGCAGGUAUUUUC
Messenger RNA from Lytechinus variegatus (green sea urchin), 3921 nucleotides. RefSeq lists its product as uncharacterized. Lineage: Eukaryota; Metazoa; Echinodermata; Echinoidea; Temnopleuroida; Toxopneustidae. The transcript has 6 exons. The coding region runs from base 180 to 1844 and encodes 554 amino acids. Gene Ontology annotation, molecular function: SMAD binding. The record is from RefSeq and is a predicted model, not a curated record.